Molecule: messenger RNA, 1839 nt
Organism: Haemonchus placei
Lineage: Eukaryota; Metazoa; Nematoda; Chromadorea; Rhabditida; Trichostrongylidae
Source: the annotation of a GenBank genome assembly
AUGGCAGCCGCUGGAGCACAACAACCAGCACAAGGUGAUCAGAACUUUGAUUAUAUGUUCAAGUUGCUGAUCAUUGGCAACUCAUCAGUGGGGAAGACAUCGUUUUUAUUCCGCUAUUGUGACGAUUCAUUCACGUCGGCUUUCGUCUCUACCGUAGGAAUCGAUUUUAAGGUCAAGACUGUAUUCCGAGGCGACAAACGAGUAAAACUACAAAUAUGGGACACAGCAGGACAAGAGCGUUACCGUACCAUUACAACGGCAUACUAUCGUGGUGCUAUGGGUUUUAUCCUUAUGUACGACAUCACAAAUGAAGAAUCCUUCAAUAGCGUACAAGACUGGUGCACCCAAAUCAAAACAUAUUCGUGGGAGAACGCCCAGGUAGUUCUGGUAGGCAACAAAUGCGAUAUGGAUGCCGAACGUGUGGUAUCAAUCGAAAGAGGCAGACAACUUGCCGAUCAACUAUCUCUCGAAUUCUUUGAAACUUCGGCCAAGGAGAAUAUUAAUGUGAAGGCCGUUUUCGAGAAACUGGUGGAAAUAAUCUGCGAUAAAAUGGCCGAAAGCCUUGAUAAGAAUGAUGCGCCACAAACUCAGGAAACCAGCUCAAAAAUCCAUCAGGAAAAAGAUCAAAAAGAAAAGGAAGAGCCUGCUGGAUGGAUGGCAUUCUAUCCAAAGAGCUUGAAAACACUCGUUAUUCUGGCACUGGUGUUUCUGAUGCAUAUUUGGGCAGGGUCUGAGUUUGUUUACGGUUUUCUGUCGAAACCUCCACCGAUCUGUCAAAUGAAGCCUGUUCUCGUCUUCUCGGCAUUUCAAGUGCUUGUAUUUUUCGGAUCGGUUGUUUCCCUUCUCUAUUAUUACGGUAUCAUUCAAUGGGUCCUAAAAAGAAUGGCAUAUUUAAUGCAACUUACACUCGGCACAACAGCUGUUGAGUCACUAAAUGCAUGUGCCUGCGUUUUUCUUGGACAGUCAGCAUUGCUCGUUCGUCCAUAUUUGGAAAAGCAGACGUCAUCAGAGUUACACGCCAUCAUGGCCAGUGGUUUCUCAUGCAUUGCCGGAUCGUUGUUCGCUGCCUAUGUCUCUUUUGGUGCCUGUCCAAAAUACCUCCUCUCCUCUUCUGUUAUGUCAGCUCCUGCUUCACUGGCAUUUGCAAAGAUAAUAGUCCCGGAAACCGAAGAGAGCCAAUCACGGAAAGUUUCGGAUCUCGAUCUCCCAUCCAGUGAAGAGGACAAUCCUAUAGAAUCCAUCUCGAACGGAGCCAUUGCUGGAGUCCACAUUGUCGUUGCUAUCGCUGCGAACCUCGUCGCUGUCUUAGCCCUACUCGCCCUGGUGGACAGUAUCCUAUUCUACUUCGGAGAUCUCCUAGGUUACGGGCCAUGGAGUUUGGAGAAUCUGCUCCAGUAUUUGAUGUUUCCUGUAGCAUUUGUUAUGGGAGUAAUUGGAGAUACUCAAGAAACUCUAGCUGUUGCUCGUUUGAUUGCCACAAAAACCGCUGUGAACGAAUUCGUGGCGUAUCGGAAUCUGGGUGAAAUGAUCUCGGAUAGAUCGCUACAGAUCAGUCCUCGAUCAGCCAUGAUUGCCACCUAUGCACUCUGUAGUUUUUCCAAUCUGGGCACUGUAGGAAUAGUAAUGGGAGUAUUGGGAGGCAUGGUUCCGUCUAAACGUCACAUUCUUGCUCGCAUGGUGUUCCGGGCGCUAAUUUGCGGAUGUGUUUGCUGUCUCUAUACAGCUGCUCUAGCAGGCGUUCUCGUGGGUGAACCGCUUCACUGCCAACCUUCUUCGGCGGCUACUGCAUGUUUCGAUACAUCGAAAGCGGUCAACUCUUCUUUAUUGCAAGGAUUAUAA